Messenger RNA from Eruca vesicaria subsp. sativa (arugula), 378 nucleotides. NCBI's taxonomy places the organism in Eukaryota, Viridiplantae, Streptophyta, Magnoliopsida, Brassicales, Brassicaceae. The record is from the annotation of a GenBank genome assembly.
AUGUGUACGAAAGGGAUGACUACACAGCUCCAAAAUAGAUUCGAUCCAUUGCUAAUCAUACCUAAAACUGGGCAACACUUUUCACUUCACUCUGGUUCUUCCGCGUCUACAAGGUUUAUUCAUCAGGUUUGUUUAACAAAGUAUGAACAAGUUGAUUCUUUGGGCAACGAGGCAAUGCUUUUUGAUCUAGGCAUCACUGUGCUCGCUGAGAGAAAUUCCAUCUACUACAAGACUACUUGUCAUGAAAAGAACACUACUCAAAUUUGUCUCUUCAAUUUCGAGACAAAGGAGAUGGAGCCGCUGCACAAGUUUGAUUGUUCGUCCCAUGAACAACUCGCAAGAUCUCUAUGGUUCCUACCAAGUUUCAAGCAGACAUAA